Cryptococcus deneoformans JEC21 is the source of this 1752-nucleotide messenger RNA. RefSeq lists its product as hypothetical. Bases 24 to 1409 code for a protein of 461 amino acids. Lineage: Eukaryota; Fungi; Basidiomycota; Tremellomycetes; Tremellales; Cryptococcaceae. The transcript has 4 exons. The record is from RefSeq and is a predicted model, not a curated record.
CUCUUUCCGCCCAGCUCAGCGUCAUGUCCCUCAACUCGGUCGUCAAUAGGCUCGUGAGAGCAGCUGCAGGUAUCUCACAGGACAUAUCAGAUGUAGAACUCGACGCACAUGUCGCACAACUGCUUGCCGAAGAGGCCAAAGCCAAGGAGUUGAAAUGGAGUGAACUCGGCUUGACCGGCCUUUUGGGAAACUCCAUGGCCGCCGGCAGAGAUUCUCCGGACCCCUCGUUGCCGAAACCAAACAAGCGAUUCCUCGCUUCCGUAAUUCGAACAGUGGACGGCCACAACAAUGCCCUUUUGCGAUCUCAGGCCGAAGCUGCAAAACAGGCGAGGAAUGAGAGGAUGCCAGGUCCUUCAAGGGUAAACACAAUUGGAUCCAGCAGGCGGACUACUGGCGGUGCUGCUAAUCGUCUAUUCGGAGGAGCAGUGAAGGACAUGGCAAGGAACGACUCUGCAAGAACAAGGGGUAGAGAACGAGAACAUAGAGGGGAUGAAAGGACAGUAAAAAGGCAAGACGAAGAGAGAAGGGAGGGCAAAGUAAGGUCUUCUCGAUAUAACGAUGAUCUUCGUGGCGAAAAACGCCACAGGAAGAAUAACGACAGGAGACCUAUGAAUGUGGAUAAGGACAGUCCGGACAAUACUCGCGAAAGUCGGAGCGACGAUUAUGAUCGUUUUGAUAGACGGCAUGAACGUCGACGGGACCGUUCUCAUGAACGACAAGGCUAUGGAUCUGAUGAAGACCAGUCUCCAGGCAAGUUUUGGCGAGGAGACGCCGAUGAUGAUAACGAACGGAAUCGGGAAAGGCGAAGGAGAAGACAUGGUCGAGACUCAUGCUCACCUUCCCCACCUAAGCGGCGACAUUCGUCGAUCAAGUUAUCGCCAGCGCCAAAACCUCCACGAGAACCGAUUCCGCCGGCCCCGCCCCAAGAUUUAUUUGGUUCCCCCUCACCGCCACCCAUAUCCAAGAUGGACAAGUACUUUGAGUCCUCUUACGACCCGAGAUUAGAUUUACCUGCAGUUCCUGCGCAAGGAUUGGUGGCUGAAGUAGGAUGGGAUAACAUGUUGGCAAUACUCAAGGAACGCGGCAAGAAGAAACAACGAAACUCCCCGAGUUUGUUAGACGAUGAAUCUGCUCCACCACCUGGUAUCCUACCACGGAAGAGGGCAUAUUCACCCGAUACGCUUGCUCGCAAAGCUGAGAGGAAAGAACGCAAGGCAGGCAGGGAGGAAAGAAGGAAGCGGCGGGGUGAUAGUGACAGCGAAGAUGAGAAAGAUAGGGUCAAACGAAGGGAACGAAGGAAGGAUAAAGAAAAAGAGAAGGCUAAUGGCGAACAGCAGGGUGGAGGACUGCUCGGCGGAUAUGAGUACACCAAAAAGGGCAGCGUGAGAGAGUGGGAUAUGGGGAAAUAAUUAAUCGUAAGGUGACAGGAGACUGUACUGUGUAUAACCGUUGUCAUCAGUCAUUCGCAUAAAUAACAGUAUGUUAAAUCUGUACGACGUUUUCUCUACAUAUUGAUCGUAAUUACCUGUCUCUCGUUACCAUCCAACCAUAUUCUUCACCAUCUAGAGAGAUUAUGGCGCCCAGUCAGCGACAUUUGUAUCCUAUCUGUAUCCUAUCGAUUUGACACUUACUGUUCGAGCGUAAGGGAUGUAAGAAAUCGGCAACACGAAUGCACUGACAAACGUCAUGAUGAUUGAAGCAAGCAUGAGGACCGUUGCAACUAUUCUGACAGGCUUAAACAUCUUCUCAAGU